UUUUUUAUUGAUGUGCCUAAUUUAAAGUUCAACAUUUUAACAUAGCACGUGCUUCAGUGCUUUAGUGAGUGAGUGAGUGAUAAAAUCAGUGAAAAUGCCACAAGGGAAAAGAAAGAUCAAAGGAGGAGUUCCUGGUAAAAAGAGUGCAAAGCAUUCCCAUCAGAAGAAAGCAGCAGGAGUCAAGAAGGGAGGUCGUUACAUUGCUCCAAAGAAAGCGAAGGAAGUGAAGAUGUCCAAACUGAAGAAGAAUCUGCAGAAAACCAUAGGGAGCAACAUCGAGAAGGAGGUGGUUGCCAUGGCUGCAUCGAGGGAAGCAAGGCCCAUGACAGUAGUCAGUCAUCCCUCCCCAGAUCUGGAAGGAAAGAAGAGCUCCAAGAAGAAAUGAACACAAGACUCUCAGAACUACAAAACAUGCUGCAUAUAACUUUGUUUAAUAUGAACUGUCAGUUGGGCUGGUUGGAGGAAUUUUGGAUGUUUAUCUGCAUGAAGAGCUGGAAGGAGGUAUUUGUUCUCGAAAAUCAUGAGUUGUCAACUACUAAUUCUUUAUCAUACAUUUUGUCCCAUGCUCACGCCCUCCAUCGCCUCUCUUAACCCUCGGAGCAGCUUAUCAAAAAAAUCACAUGGUGGAACCACGUGGAGAAUUUUAUCACCACAUGUGUUUAUAGGUCAUUAACUUGACAUUGACAAAUUGUGGAGGGCACUAUGCACUGUCCGUCUUUUUAUUUUUUAUUUCUACCCCAAAAUAUAUAUAUUUUAUUGAAAUUGCUAUUUUUGUAGCAGUGCAAAGUUGAUUAAUUGCCUCUGUUUAGUUACUGAAUAAUUUAUUUUACAAAGGCUGAGAGAGAAACUGCGUCCUGGAAUGAGGCCAAUUGGGCUACAAAACUCGCUUUGAACAAAAUGCUGUUAAUGGGAAAGAACAACUAUCUGUACUCCGUUGUGUCCGAUGUAAACAACCAGGUUUUUGUUUUCUUUUCGGGGGAACGGUAAGACGUGUUGGUUUCCUUUUCAACCAGAUGUUUGAAAUAGGAUAAGUAGACUAUCCAAAACAUGACAAUUGUGUGGAUUUCAGGACGCAGUGCCCCUUUAGUUACAUACAGUAAUUCAUUCCUUGCUGGUAAGACUGGUUCCUUCCAAUUCCCCCCCCCCCCCUAGCAGCCUGCUCACAGAGUGAUCUGAGUGCAAAAGUAACCCCCAAUAAAAGCCUUUAGAAGUACA
This is a messenger RNA of Patiria miniata (bat star), 1215 nucleotides long. RefSeq names its product UPF0390 protein zgc136864-like. NCBI's taxonomy places the organism in Eukaryota, Metazoa, Echinodermata, Asteroidea, Valvatida, Asterinidae. The transcript has 4 exons. The record is from RefSeq and is a predicted model, not a curated record. Bases 95 to 385 code for a protein of 96 amino acids.